AUGCUGCAAUCUCAAUCAAUACAUCCAUUACUAUCCUGGUCUAGCAAGUAUCGUUACGAUGAUGAUGACAAUGACGACGACGAUGACGAUGACGUUGACGAUGAUUGCGACGAUGACGAUUGCGGUAACGACGACGAUAACGAUGACGAUGAUAAUGACGCUGACGACGAUGGUGACGAUGACGAUCACGAUGACGAUAACGAUCACGAUGGAUAUCAUCAUGACGAUGAUGAUGAAGAUGACGACGAUUGUGACGAUGAUGAUCACGAUGACUAUGACGAUGAUAAUGACGAUGAUCAUAACGAUGAUAAUAACGAUGAAGAUUAUAGAAAAGAUAACGAUUACGAUGACGAUAAUAGUCAUCACUGUGUCAGAUCAUAG
This is a messenger RNA of Parnassius apollo (apollo), 381 nucleotides long. Lineage: Eukaryota; Metazoa; Arthropoda; Insecta; Lepidoptera; Papilionidae. The record is from the annotation of a GenBank genome assembly.